Messenger RNA from Staurois parvus, 321 nucleotides. NCBI's taxonomy places the organism in Eukaryota, Metazoa, Chordata, Amphibia, Anura, Ranidae. The record is from the annotation of a GenBank genome assembly.
AUGGGUCCCUGUACGGCCUCCCAUUGCUGCUGUCUCCAUCGCCACACUCUGCCAUGUGCCACUUUCAGGUCUCCUCACACUCCUGCUGGUUUCCAUUUUGUCAUAGGUUGCUGUAUGGCCUCCCAUUGCUGCUGCCUCCACCGCCACACUGUGGUUUCAAACACUGGUUUUGGCCCCGUGACUGGCCAAAUGAGUGAAAUGUGCGGUGAUUCUAAGAUCGACGGCACUCAUCUGCAUGUCAUACUGACUGACAGUAUUAUUUCUCUUCCCAGCAGACUCCAAGGGCAUUUAAAUUCCCCCAAAUGUCAGGGCAGUACAGAU